UGCGUGCAUCGCUGCUCCCGCACUGUCCGGCGCCGACGGCAGCUCCUCGCUCUCUCUCCGUUCCCCCGACGCCCUGGGGGCAGCGAGCCGCCAUGGAGAGCGAGGCGAACGACACCUUCCUGACGUCCUGCGGCGGGAGCGAGCCGCCCUACGCUCAGGAGCUGCUGAGGAGCCUUGACCUUGCUGGUAGAUUUCUCUUGGCAAUCUUGACUCUGAUGACACUAAUUGCCGAUCUGGUAUUUAUGGAAGAAGUGAUCUACAUCUACAGGAAAACCCCCUCCUCCAAAAGAUCCAUUUUAAUUUGGAUAAAUGCUGCAGCUCCAGUGAUUGCUACAACCUCAUGCAUUGGCAUUUGGAUUCCUCGCUCAACAAUGUUUACAGAUUUCACAGCAUCAGUAUUUUUUGCCAUAGUCAUCCACAAGUUCCUGAUGAUGAUGAUAAAAGAGUGUGGGGGCCAAAAGCUGUUCCUGAAACGGUUUGAAAAUGGUCACUUCAAGAUCAGCACGGGGCCCUGCUGUUGCUGCUGCCUGUGCCUGCCCGGUGUGCGCAUCACUAGGCGAUCCCUCUUUUGGCUGAAGGUGGGCACCUUCCAGUUUGCUUUAUUUCGACCUGUUUUCAUGUUUCUGUCAACAGUGCUUUGGACCAAUGACAAUUACAGCCUUUCCAAUUUAUCUCCCAAAGGAGCUGCAAUAUGGAUUAACUGCUUCGUUGCUAUCCUUACCAUUAUUGCUCUGUGGCCAGUUGCAAUCAUGUUUCAGCAAGUUAGAGUUCUCCUUAACCGUAAGAAGAUCAUCCCAAAGUUUGCUCUUUAUCAGUUUAUCCUCAUUCUGAUCCAGUUGCAGACAGCUACUAUCAGCAUUUUGGCUAUGCAAAGAAUUGUCCCUUGUGUUCCACCACUCUCUUCUUCAGCAAGAGGAGCAUAUAUAAGCCACCAGGUCCUCAUCAUGGAAAUGUUUCUAAUAACUUUAAUGUCAAGAGUGGUCUAUCGGAGAAGAUACAAGGAGCUUGACCCUCCAGAAUGUAUCAGUGAAGAAGCUGGGGUCAAGAAGCAGGCUCCUACCAUGAAUGUUGCAGUUAACGAAGAUGGAUUGUCAGGGUUUUAGAGGCUUCCAAUGCUCCUGUUCUGCAGCAGCUGGGAGCUCAGCUUCAGGAGCCUCUUUCACUGUGUAUAGCCACAGUGCAUGUCAGAACAACUUCUGACAGAAAUGCCUGUGAGCUGUGCUGAAAGGGCCAACGAGUGGAAAGAUAAGCCUAUUUAUUUUCCAGUGAUAUGUACAUGGUGUGUUUUCAAACCAUGUACUUUUAUCUUGUUCUUCAGCACUUGAUGGUAAUCAAACCAUCUCAUAAUGUGAUUUUUUUUUCUUUUUUUUUAAAUUAGCUAUUAGAAUCUCUGCAAUUUAAUGUA
This is a messenger RNA of Lagopus leucura (white-tailed ptarmigan), 1405 nucleotides long. RefSeq names its product organic solute transporter subunit alpha-like. NCBI's taxonomy places the organism in Eukaryota, Metazoa, Chordata, Aves, Galliformes, Phasianidae. The transcript has 8 exons. Gene Ontology annotation, biological process: bile acid and bile salt transport. The record is from RefSeq and is a predicted model, not a curated record. The coding region runs from base 93 to 1103 and encodes 336 amino acids. Gene Ontology annotation, molecular function: transporter activity. Gene Ontology annotation, cellular component: endoplasmic reticulum membrane; plasma membrane.